UAACAUUGAGAAAGAAAACACGCAGGCAGCUUGCAGAGAUUGCAAUCAUAAUAUUCAGGAUGAAGUUUCUCGUAAUUGCAGUUGUUCUUAGCAUUAUGAAUGCAGGUGUUUAUGGAGCAGACCCUGAUCCUCUUACAGACUUCGCUCCUGGACUAAAAACCUUCACACUCCGCAACAUUUUCUCUAAUGGAGAUGUUACUGUCGAUUCGGGAGGAGUACGUGCUGCCACUUCAGUCGCCAAGUUUCCUGCCGCAGCAUCUCAGGGGCUGCAAUAUGUGAGGUUCAAGAUGGUUCCGUGUGGAGCAAAUCUACCACAUACACAUCCACGAGCUUCAGAAAUGCUUACUCUUAUCUCCGGAGGGCCUCUUCAAGUUGGUUUUGUUGACACUCAAGGUCAAGCUUUCAUCGAUAUUUUGCAUCCUGGAGAUGUCACUAUAUUUCCGAGGGGUACACUCCAUUUUGAGCUUAAUGUUGGAAGUGAAGAAGCUAAUUAUAUCUCUGCUCUCAACAGCCAAGAUCCUGGUGUCGUGACGAGCAGCGUGUCAAUAUUGAGGCUUCCGUUGAGAAGUGUGGCAACAGCUUUCAACAUCACCCAACAAGCUGUAAAGAAAUUAGAUUCAACGAUAUAUGCCAGUGCAACGGGACUGAAGAAAACAUCCAAAAGCGGUUGCGUUCCAGGGAGAGAUAUUACUGUAGACUUUUAAAUUAUUUUUUAUUACCUACUCAUACUAUCUAUUUGGAACGGUGCUCAUCUGUGAGUUAUCUUUGUUUAAAUAAAAAUGUUUACUGUAUAACGUCAUAGUCUCUAUUUAGAGAUUUGUAAACAACAAUAACUUAACAUAGUCAUUAUGAACUUAUGUCCUUUAUCC
Molecule: messenger RNA, 869 nt
Organism: Cryptomeria japonica (Japanese cedar)
Lineage: Eukaryota; Viridiplantae; Streptophyta; Pinopsida; Cupressales; Cupressaceae
Product: germin-like protein subfamily 1 member 16
Exons: 4
Coding region: 60-704 (214 amino acids)
Cellular component (GO): cell wall
Molecular function (GO): manganese ion binding
Source: RefSeq, a predicted model, not a curated record